Amaranthus tricolor (Joseph's coat) is the source of this 1009-nucleotide messenger RNA. RefSeq lists its product as uncharacterized. The transcript has 2 exons. The coding region runs from base 50 to 724 and encodes 224 amino acids. Lineage: Eukaryota; Viridiplantae; Streptophyta; Magnoliopsida; Caryophyllales; Amaranthaceae. The record is from RefSeq and is a predicted model, not a curated record.
CAAGUUUAAACACUUAAAUCAUCCAAUAUACAAAAUCACAAUACUAAGAAUGUCUUGUUUUAUUAUCCUAACUUCUUUCAUUUUACUCCUCACCACCCAAUUAGCCACCGCAGUUACUUACACUGUCACAAACGCUGCUACUAACACUCCAGGCGGAGCGCGAUUUGACAAUGAAAUUGGUUCUGCCUAUGCUCGUCAAACUCUCUCCACUGCCACAAAUUUUAUUUGGAAAACCUUUCGACAAUUCAACCCAACUGAUCGUAAGAGCGUACAACAGGUAAGCUUAAUAGUGGAGAACAUGGAAGAAGUUGCCUACACAAGCAACAAUCAAAUCCAUCAAAGCGCAAAGUAUAUCCAAAACUACCCAGGAAACGUCAAAACAGAAGUAACAGGAAUUUUAUACCAUGAAAUGACCCAUACUUGGCAAUGGAGCGGUAAUGGGCGGGCUCCAGGUGGAUUGAUUGAAGGGAUUGCGGAUUUUGUCAGGCUUAAAGCGGGUUACGCCCCGUCUCAUUGGGUCAAACCGGGUCAAGGUGAUAGAUGGGACCAAGGUUAUGAUGUUACUGCAAGGUUUUUAGACUAUUGUGACAGUUUAAGAAAUGGUUUUGUGGCUCAACUUAACAAGAAAAUGAGAUAUGGUUAUAGUGAUGCUUAUUUUAGUGAUUUGUUGGGGAAGUCUGUUGGUCAACUUUGGAAUGACUACAAGGCUAAGUUCAACAAUUAAGUUAUGUAUUUGCGAUAAGUGACAUUUUCUCACGUAAUAUGCUAUAUUUAGUUGCAAGUAUUUCAAAAUGGCCGGAGAUAAUAUAAUAUAUUAGUUCUCCAGUUUGGCACACUUAACCGUAAAAGCUCUUACUUUGAUUUACGUAAUGUAGCAAAGUCAAGAGUAAAAGUAAAAAUAUUACUUAUGUUGGUACUUUAAAAAUAUGAAAAAGAGAUGAAUAAUGGAGAGCUUGCUUAUUACUUUCACCGUUUUGAAAUAUUUGCUACAUUAUGGUUAUUAACAUUA